AGCUGGCGUGAGGUGUUGGAGCACACGGCGCAGCGGCUAGCCUGGACGGAUCCUGCCUUCCACCUGCUGCUCCACGACUCCGCCCCGCUGGCAUCAGCAGCAGAUGACAGCCAGGCCACGCUGCUGGCUGACCUGAAGAGCAGCCAGGCGGCUGUGGCCAUUGGCGUCGCCGACGAGGCAGCCGCCGCAGCCCUGGCGUCGCUGCUGGCCGCCGUGCCCACCGCCGUCGCGCUGGGCUCGGCGCAGGCGCUGCAGCGCGCGGCGCGGCUGGACGGGCGCGCCCUGAGCAGUGGCGGGGACGCCGCCGGCGUGGCGGGCCUGCUGCGCCGCCUGUUCCCGGACAAGCAGGCGGCGGCGGAUGAGCAGGUGGCCCACACCGUGGCUGAGCUGUACCAGCGCACCUCCUCCGACGACUUCCUCUUCAUCUUCCUGGUACUGGCCAACUCGUACAUCAAGGAGGUGCCGGCGGUGGCCAUGAGCUUCAAGCAGAAGAAUGCCGGUGUGGAGGAGCUCAAGUGCAUGCUAGGCAAGUGCGGCGGCCAGAUCUUCCGCUGCGUGACCGACGCGACCUGCAAGACGGCGCUGGACUGCCUGCAGGGCUGCGAAUUCAACGACCAGGCAGGAGGGAGCGCAGGAGGGAUGGUGUGCAGCUACCGGUGCAUCACAUCCUACGAGAGCCGGCUGCUGGAAGAGUUCAGCUUAUGCAUCAUCCAGAAGCAUAAUUGCUUUGGCCUCUCGGCAGACAUCCCCAUGGUUCCCGACCCUGCCCCCAUGACCUCCUGGGCCGGCCAGCCGCUGACACAUGAGCUGGCGGAGGACAUCUUCAUCGGCUGGCUGGUGGGUGUCACAGGGCCGGGCUGGUGGACAGCUGGCUUCAAAAACGCUGCCUACGACUUCUUUCCGUGUCAAUUUCAGCUUUUCUACAGAGGCAAAGGCCGGGGAGGCAUGUGGUAUGACCCAGCAUUCCAGGUCAAGACGGUGGAUGGGCGUACGGUGUGGCGCCGCCGCCACUACCGCGUCAAGCGGGAUCAGAAGCCAGGCACCUUCCGUUUCUCGGUGCUGGACAAUGGGGUCACCAGCAACGAGUACUGGCGCAUACUAGAGUGCGACGAGGCACUGGACUGGUGUGUGUUCUACUACAGCGGGGCAGCCUCGCGGGCGGGGCUGAGCUACAGCGGCGCCAUCCUGGCCUCCAAGAGCGGCGACUGGCCGGCCUCGCAGGCGGCGAGGCAGCGCAUCGAGGUGGCCCUGGAUGCGGCGGGCAUCAAGCCGUGGGAGCUCAGCAGUGUGGACAACUCCAACUGCGCGGGCGCGCCGCUGGACCCCGGCCUCAUGGCGCUGGCCUGA
This is a messenger RNA of Chlorella variabilis, 1347 nucleotides long. RefSeq lists its product as hypothetical. The record is from RefSeq and is a predicted model, not a curated record. Gene Ontology annotation, molecular function: violaxanthin de-epoxidase activity. The annotation marks the transcript as partial. NCBI's taxonomy places the organism in Eukaryota, Viridiplantae, Chlorophyta, Trebouxiophyceae, Chlorellales, Chlorellaceae. The transcript is spliced from 11 exons. Gene Ontology annotation, biological process: xanthophyll cycle.